GCGGGACAUUCGGUUUACUCUCAGCGGAAUUGACCGGAGAAGGCAUCAGUUCAUGCAUUGCACUGGCCUGCACCACGAUUAGUAUAAGAGAACGCUACAGGUGGACAGUCCUCAAAACGUGGUUCCAGUGACGCUGCAGCAUCUGGUGGAUGUACAAUGGCAGACGGAGAGCAUUUUGUGGAUAAACACAGCGUCCAGCUGAUCCAGGGAGUGAGCAACAUCGCACCCAUUUUGGAUGAGCUCCUAGACAAAGAAGUUAUCGACCAAGAACAAUAUGACAAAAUUAGAGCUCUGCCUACCUCUCAGGACAGGAUGAGGGAGCUCUAUAGUGGUCCCCUGAAAGCUGGUGCAGCCUACAAAGACAUCUUCCAUCAAAUCCUUUUGGCAAAUGAGAAAUUUCUCGUUAAUGAGCUCCGAGCUGCAGGAUCCUCAGUGGGAGCAGCUGCUGUCAGCUUUCUGUCGGCUGCUGCAGGAUCAUCAGCUGAAGGAUUUGAUGUGGAGGAAACAGAGAAAGAGAAACACUCUGAGGAUGAACGUUGGCCUGCACUGAUCCACAAAGUAGAAACGAUGGAGUCUGUUAUUGAGCUGCUGCUGGAAGCUCUGGAUGGUCUCAAUGAGCCGGAGCUGCAUGACUUCAACUGGACCCUGCGACAAAUUCAUCGCAAAUAUUACUCAGACUUCUCAUGGAUGUGGUACAUGAGGACAAACCUGCAGCACACAGUGUUUCUGAUGGUGCAGACUUACGGCCAACAGUCAGUGGAGAAGACCAUGGAGGUCUUAAAGGAGAUGAAGAGGACUGAUCUGGCUCAGAGGCUGUCAGACUGCAGCUCACUGCCUCGAAAGAAACACUCUGUGGAUGAACGACGCUCUGCACUGAUCCACAAAAUGGCAACAAUGGCAGCUGUUAAACAUCUGCUUUUAGAAACUUUGAAUGAUUUGAGUGAUGAGGAGCUCAAGAAGUUUAAGAGGCUCCUGCAGACGAUCCUUCCUUGGAGGAAUCUGUCAUUCUUAUCAUAUAUAGACAGGUUGAGUCUCUCAUUAACCAGAGCAGAUAUAAUGAAUCUGAUGGUGGAUGAACUUGGUCAUCAGUCUGUGGAGGUGACCAGAGAAGUUUUCAUGCACAUGAACAGAACUGAUCUGGUGCAGAAGUUACCAGAGAGCAGCUCAGCAUCCAGAGAGAAACACUCUGUGGAUGAACAUGGAGCUGCACUGUUGAAGAGAGAAAAAGAACAGGAAGCUGUCAGACAGAUUCUCUUGGAAACACUGAAUGAAUUCAGUCAAAAGGAUCUAAAGAAAUUCAAGCAGUUGCUGCCGUUCACGUGCUUUAAGAUGAGCCUGCCACAAAUGGAGAGGUACUGGUAUCCAAACAGGACAGAAGACCUUGUGAAUCUGAUGGUGGAUAAACUUGGUCAUCAGUCUGUGGAGGCGACCAUGGAGGUUUUAACAGACAUGAACAGACCUGAUCUGAUGCUGAGGCUGUCAGAGAGCAGCUCAGGACGAAAAACUGAAAGAAGUUCAGAGCUUGAAGGUUGUCAGAGCCUGACGCAGGACUGCAGUGAUUGGACUAAUCUUGAACCUGAGGUGAACAGUACAGAUGCAGACGAGGCUCCAACUUACAGCCUUCAGUCUGCAGCAGGACACUUUGAAUGCAGAGUGUCGGGCUUGCGCUGGGUCUGUAAGGGAAAGACCAGCUUUCAGUACCAGUUUAGAUCUUGGGAGGGACACAUGGAGAGGAUGGAGAGCAGACAAUACAUGCCUGCAGGUCCUCUGAUGGACGUCACAGUCACUGCUGGGAAGUUAAAUGAAGUUCACCUGCCACACUGGAUCUGCAUCGCUGCAGGAUCCUCAGUGGGAGCAGCUGCUGUCAGCUCUCAGUCGGCUGGAAAGCAUUUUGUGGACAAACACAGAGUCCAGCUGAUCCAGAGAGUGAGCAACAUCGCACCCAUUUUGGAUGAGCUCCUAGACAAUGAAGUUAUCAACCAAGAAACUUAUACCAGAAUUAGAGCUCUGUCUACCACUCAGGAGAAGAUGAGGGAGCUCUACAGUGGUCCCCUGAAAGCUAGUGCAGCCUGCAAAGACAUCUAUGAGAUCUUCUAUGACAUCCUUUUGGCAAAUGAGAAAUUUCUCGUUAAAGAGCUCAGUGAAAAGGAUUAAAUGUGUUGGGGAAAAAAAAAACAGUUUUUAGACCAAAUAUAGAUCUACCUGUUAGCGCCAUUUAUAGUCAUUACAUGUUUUAUUUUGAAAGGCCUAAAAAGGAUAU
This is a messenger RNA of Maylandia zebra (zebra mbuna), 2260 nucleotides long. NCBI's taxonomy places the organism in Eukaryota, Metazoa, Chordata, Actinopteri, Cichliformes, Cichlidae. The record is from RefSeq and is a predicted model, not a curated record.